Molecule: messenger RNA, 1953 nt
Organism: Quercus robur (English oak)
Lineage: Eukaryota; Viridiplantae; Streptophyta; Magnoliopsida; Fagales; Fagaceae
Product: E3 ubiquitin-protein ligase DA2L
Exons: 9
Coding region: 332-1576 (414 amino acids)
Cellular component (GO): cytoplasm
Source: RefSeq, a predicted model, not a curated record
UCUUUUCUACAAAUUAAAAAGUCUCCCUUUGCUUUGAUCACAAUUACGUAUAUUAAGAGCGCACACUGAAUUAAUUAAUGUAAUUUGUAAAUCUACUCCUUCUACUUCUUCUUCUUUGAAAUAGAUGUAAAUCAAAGCCAAAAACCAUAAACACGAAAAAAAGGAAAGAAAAGAAAAGAGAAACCUCCUCUCUUUCUCUCUCUCUCUCUUUUUUUCUAUAAAUUACGCCUGUGAGAAGUUUCUGUUCCUGUUGCCAAAUCUGAUAUCUCAGAGAGACUCUCUCUCUCUCUCUUUCUUUCUCUAUUUGGAAUUUUCUCGAGAAAGAUUGGGGAUGGGUAAUAAGCUUGGGAGGAGAAGACAAGUGGUAGAUGAGAAGUACACUAGACCACAGGGGCUGUACAAUCAUAAGGAUGUAGAUCAGAAGAAGCUUCGGAAGCUUAUACUUGAAUCUAAGCUUGCUCCGUGCUAUCCAGGAGAUGAAGAUGGCACUUGUGAUCUUGAAGAGUGUCCGAUUUGCUUUUUGUAUUAUCCAAGUCUUAACAGGUCAAGAUGUUGCCUGAAAAGCAUCUGCACAGAGUGUUUUCUACAGAUGAAAGUUCCCAAUUCAACUCGUCCUACACAGUGUCCUUUUUGCAAAACUGCAAAUUAUGCUGUGGAGUAUCGUGGUGGGAAAACAAAGGAAGAGAAGUGUUUGGAGCAGAUUGAAGAGCAACGUGUCAUAGAAGCGAAGAUUAAGAUGCGGCAGCAGGAAAUUCAGGAUGAAGAAGAGAGAGUGCUGAAAAGGCAAGAACUCAGCUUCUCAAGUGGAAAUAUGGAACCUGUGGGGGUUGAAUACAGCUCAGUAGCAGUUACAUCUUCUAGGUCUCCUGUCGAAAGUGAGGAAAUCAUUGCUUCGUUAGACUCAUCUCCUUCCCCUAUGAUUAGACCACCUCCACCACAACUCCCAUUACCUAGGACAAAUCGGGACGAUGAGUUUGACCUGGAUCUUGAGGACAUAAUGGUCAUGGAAGCAAUUUGGCUUUCCAUUCAGGAGAACAGCAGACACAGAAAUCCUGUAUAUGGUGAUGCUCCUUCUGAGCAAUAUGCUACAGAUCGCUAUGUACCUGCGAUGACUACAGCAGCUGGAUCCUCAUCUUCCCCAUCUGGAGGUCUUGCUUGUGCCAUAGCUGCCUUGGCAGAGCGUCAGCAAAUAGUUGGAGAAUCUUCUGUUAACCCUAACAGAAAUAUGUCAGCAAGCAACAUGCUUCCACAAGCUAGCAGGCUUUACAACAGGGACCAUGAAGAUAUAGAAAAUUACCCAACUGCAGCGAGCUCCAGUGAGGCAUCAACUGAUGGUAGGAUGACAUUGACAAGGGAUGAUGGAGAAUGUUAUGGGGACCGUGGAUCAGACGUGGCUGAAGCAGGAACCAGCUAUGCAAGCUCUGAUGCCACAGAAGAUGCUUCUGCAAUGCCACAAGCAGAUGAAAUGGUGGGCAACCUUCAAAAUGCCACAGAGACCAUUAUUCCUGAUAGUUAUGAGGAACAGAUCAUGCUGGCCUUGGCAGUUUCUUUGGAUGAAGCUCGGAGAUAUGGCUAGCGUGAACCGGUAGCUUCCUGGCAGUAGUUUUACGACUAGCUACUAGUUAAGUCUUGCUCAAACAGAUGGUGCUGGCCAUGGCUGUUUAGCUAGCUGUGGCUCGUGCCAGGAUGAGUGCCCAAGGAGCUGCAACCUGUGUGAAAUUUGUUCAGGGUCAAGGUAGUGAUGAUUCUCUCCCUCGCUCUCUCUUUCUAUAUAGAAAUGUGAAAGGAAAAUAGAUUCUUUUAGUGAAUGAAAAAGCCUGUUGCUUUAUGCUCGUAUAGUGAUUAAUGUGCCCUCCUAUUCUAGUCUAAUAUUUCCAGCAUGUCUGGUAAUCCCUUGGAAACGUUGUUGCUUAAAUUGUUUGUUUUAUAGUUGUGUAUGGCCCAUAUUUAUCA